GAGUUGGGAAGGGUCAGGGUGAGGGUCAUGGUUGGGCUGGAGGAGCUGCAGGGGCUUUUCCAACCCAGAGGAUUCUGUGAAACGCUUUGCUCAUCUUUCCCUAGACUAGUGACUGGCAGUAGUUUUGUUGUGUGGAGAGACAAUUGGGAAGGAAGUACAACUUUGGGUGGGUCAAACCCUGGCUUGAAAUCACUCACCAAGAACUGAUCUUGAAUUUGUGGCAGCCUAUCAGGUCGUAAAGGUAAAUAUCCAAGCACUGUGCCCAAAAAGAGCUGGACUUCUCCCACAUUCCUUCCUCAGAACCUAGCUUGACCCAUGUAUUAAAAGCUUUUCUGCUGAGAGGCCAUGAUUUCUAUCACGGAGAGACAGUGCUGGAAACUGAAUGAGUUUACCUGGUCUAUGCUUGUUUUGAUGUACUUGACUUUCCUCCCCCCACAGCGUUCAUCGACCUCGUUGCAGCUUUGAUGUGUGUCGUUAUGCCCGACCACGCGGACGUCAGCCUCCCGCCGGAGGAGCGAGUGCGAAGGCUGAUCCAGGUGGGAAGCGCCGUGGAAGUGAACGAGGACAUCCCGCCACGACGCUACUACCGCUCCGGGGUGGAGAUCCUCCGCAUGGCCACCAUUUACUCAGAAGAAGGCAAUAUUGAGCACGCCUUUAUUUUGUACAACAAAUAUAUCACGCUCUUCAUUGAGAAGCUGCCGCAGCACCGUGAUUACAAAAGUGCCGUCAUACCCGAAAAGAGGGAGACAGUGAAAAAACUGAAAGAAGUAGCCUUCCCCAGAGCUGAAGAGCUCAAGGCGGAGCUAUUAAAGAGGUACGCCAAGGACUAUGCUAAGUACGAGGAGCAGAAGAAGGAGAAGGAAGAGGAAUUUGCACGCAAUUUGGCUUUGCAGCAGCAGCUGGAAGAGGAGAAAAAUCGGGUAGCCCUGAUGAAGCAGCAGCAGGCAGAGCAAGAGCAGUUUCAUGCCUUCGAGGAGAUGAUUCGACGACAGGAGCUGGAGAAGGAACGUCUAAGGAUAGUGCAGGAAUUUGGGAAGCCAGAGCCAAGUCCUGAGUCUCUGGACGGACCCCUCAUUCCUGGCGUGGAAAAGCCCCCGACUGAUGUAAUCCCAAAGGUUCCUGUCUCUCCAGUUCACCCUGCGAGUCCGUCAGCGGGGACUGUCUCAUCCAAACCUCCUGCUGUGGACAGAUCUUUGAAACCUAGUGCUUUGGGGAGCACAGAAAACAAUGCCAGCAUGGAUGUCCUUCGCCAGGUCAUCGUCCCUCGGGAGCUCUGCCAGAAGUUCCUCCAGCUGGCUGAUGCCAACACGGUCCGGGGUGUGGAGACCUGUGGGAUCCUCUGCGGUAAGCUGAUGAGGAACGAGUUCACGAUAACCCACGUCAUCGUUCCCAAGCAGUACGGAGGCCCCGAUUAUUGCAACACGGAGAAUGAGGAGGAGCUCUUCAUGAUCCAGGAUCAGCACAGCCUUGUUACGCUAGGCUGGAUCCAUGUGAGUCCCGUUCCUGUUUUACUUCCUGACUGGCCUGGCAUUCAGCCAGGAGGCAAAGCGGGGUGUGGGGCAGAGCUGGCUGAGGAGAAUUUACUGCAGGAGAUGGGAUGGAGCAGGCAGCAUCCUCUGCUUGGAUUUCACCCUCAGGAGACUGGUCUGCAGCCACAGGGUUGGGCAGAGGAGUGUCCCAGGCAGAGGAGCAUCCCACAGCAGGCAUCUCUGCUCGUGCUUGAGAUGAGUGGACCCAGGCGUGCUCCUGGAGACACAGAAGGAGGUGCUUCUGUUUGCAGAAGCUUGAGCUACACAGAGCUUGUGUUUGUCUGCUCUAGGACGGGGUUUUUCAAGCUGACAGAGCAUGGCCUGGAGGAGAUCUCUUCCUGCCGGCAGAAAGGAUUCCACCCGCACUCCAAAGACCCCCCUCUCUUCACUACCUGCAAUCAUGUGUCGGUAGUCGAGAGAGACGUGGUCCUGAUGGAUCUCCGAUAGGCCUCUUGCCUUACCCACUUACAGAAAACCAUCUACCUUCUAGGCCUAGGGAAUUUAUUUUUUUCCCCCUGUAGCAGAUGAUUUUCACCGUGUAGUGAUCCUUCCCCUUCCUCUCCCAGUAAUCACGGUGAAAUCGGUUACUCUGACCUCAGCCGGAGCACGUGAAACCUCAGUGCCUGGCACGAGGCUGGCGAAGUGGUGCUGAGGUUCGGGGUGUGGGGAAAAGCUAACUGGAAGUUCAAAGACAGAAGCUAACACUGAAACAAUUGUUUAAUACUCUAAUCUAUGGCUUGAACAGCUCCUUGGGGAAGUUCCCUGUGAUUUGCUGCAACCAUGAGGUGUGGAAACCUCUUCAAGUGCUUUCCAAAGUGGGACUGGCCCAAAUUAACCCGUGCUUUGUUUUGCCUCUCUCUCUGGGUUGCUGUGGUCUCAGUGCAGCUGGCUGGAGUAGAUAAGUCUUUGCUGUAGUUUAAGCUUCAACCUUCCUCACCCCUCUCACCCCCUGCAAGAUCUGAUUGCUGCUGAGCCGGAGCGAGUCCUGCGUCUGGUACUCGGGUCUCUGCCUGCUGAGGUAUGGAGGGGCCCAGCCUCCUCUGGGAACCCCUGGCUCGGUGUUUCCGGGCAGGAGGUGCCUGCGUGCGGCACUGCUUUGCACAAGCUGCUCCAUUCCAGCAGGGAUGAGGGGUCUCUGGUUGCUUUAUUCCUUUCCCUGGAUGGGGGAUUUGCUCUGGCCCUCGGGCUGCCCGGCGAGGGCUUGUGCUCGCCUCGUUGCUGUGGAGGAGGCUCUCGGUCUCUUGGCUGCAGCACUGGUCUGUGAAGGCUCUGCGAGGCCAUCGCCGCUCUCAGACAGGACUCCAGCAGCUUUGGCUUCUUCGAUCCUCGGAGACCACCGUGCCCAACUGCCUCUGUGCUUUUCUCCAAGCAGUAUGGAGCCUGUCCUUGCCAAAAGCCAAGCGCUCCGUGACGUCGCUGUUCUGCGGUCCCUCAGCCGGGGACCUCCUCCCAGUGACAUCCAGUCAGAUGCCAAGCAGCAAUUUCCCUUCCCUGCGCUCUCCGUGCUGAGCCUCCGCCCUCGCUUCUGCCGGCGUUGAAAGGGAAGGAGCAGUGUUGAAAGGUGGAAGGCAUCUGGCCUCAAAGGGCCGAGCGUGAUCCACGGCAUCUCCACAUCCUCUGGCAGGAUGCUCUGACGAUCAGCACAUGGCCGUGCGGGGAGGGGCAGGCGGCUGGAGUUGCCUUCCCACCUGGCGUGCAUACACGCGUGUUCUCUGUCGUGUCCUUGUACUUCUACAUACAGAAUUCCUUGGUGUUCGGUUUUAACACAGAUGGAUUCUGUUAUCUUG
Athene cunicularia (burrowing owl) is the source of this 3316-nucleotide messenger RNA. RefSeq names its product STAM binding protein (gene STAMBP). Gene Ontology annotation, molecular function: K63-linked deubiquitinase activity; protein binding; metallopeptidase activity. Gene Ontology annotation, biological process: protein K63-linked deubiquitination. The record is from RefSeq and is a predicted model, not a curated record. The coding region runs from base 465 to 1976 and encodes 503 amino acids. The transcript has 8 exons. Lineage: Eukaryota; Metazoa; Chordata; Aves; Strigiformes; Strigidae. Gene Ontology annotation, cellular component: endosome; cleavage furrow.